GCGGUGGGACGCUGCCCGGCGCUGGGCUGGCGAGGGCCGCCGACGCGGGGCGCGGGCUCCGGCGGCCGCGGAUGGGAGGCGGCGGCCACCAUGGGGAACAAGCAGACCAUCUUCACCGAAGAGCAGCUGGACAACUACCAGGACUGCACCUUCUUCAACAAGAAGGACAUCCUCAAGCUGCACGCACGGUUUUAUGAGCUGGCCCCCAACCUCGUGCCGAUGGAUUACAGGAAGAGCCCCAUUGUCCAUGUGCCUAUGAGCCUCAUCAUCCAGAUGCCGGAGCUCCGGGAGAAUCCCUUCAAGGAGCGGAUCGUGGAGGCAUUUUCUGAGGAGGGUGAUGGGAACCUCACCUUCAAUGACUUCGUGGACAUGUUUUCUGUGCUCUGCGAGUCGGCUCCGCGCGAGCUCAAGGCUAACUACGCCUUCAAGAUCUACGACUUUAACACUGACAACUUCAUCUGUAAGGAGGACCUGGAGCUAACACUGGCCCGGCUCACCAAGUCGGAGCUGGACGAGGACGAGGUGGUGCUCGUGUGCGACAAGGUCAUUGAGGAGGCUGACCUGGAUGGUGAUGGCAAGCUGGGCUUCGCUGACUUUGAGGACAUGAUCGCAAAGGCUCCUGACUUCCUCAGCACUUUCCACAUCCGGAUCUGAGGACAUUGCUGAGGCUGCAGGGGCCCAGAAGGGCAUCGUCCAACCCUGCUUGCUCCAUUCCUGGAAACCCACCAUCCAGCCCUGCUGUC
Molecule: messenger RNA, 743 nt
Organism: Carlito syrichta (Philippine tarsier)
Lineage: Eukaryota; Metazoa; Chordata; Mammalia; Primates; Tarsiidae
Gene: CIB2
Product: calcium and integrin binding family member 2
Exons: 6
Coding region: 91-654 (187 amino acids)
Molecular function (GO): calcium ion binding
Source: RefSeq, a predicted model, not a curated record